Pangasianodon hypophthalmus (striped catfish) is the source of this 3422-nucleotide messenger RNA. It is a transcript of the gene pitrm1, whose product is annotated as pitrilysin metallopeptidase 1. Gene Ontology annotation, molecular function: metal ion binding. Gene Ontology annotation, biological process: protein processing. NCBI's taxonomy places the organism in Eukaryota, Metazoa, Chordata, Actinopteri, Siluriformes, Pangasiidae. The record is from RefSeq and is a predicted model, not a curated record. Gene Ontology annotation, cellular component: mitochondrial matrix. The transcript is spliced from 27 exons. Bases 166 to 3252 code for a protein of 1028 amino acids.
CUGAGCAUGUGCGACUGUGACAGUGUUAGGCAAGGAAGUACGGCAAUGUGAUUGUGUGGUAGAAGUGUCUGUGAACGCUUAAAACGAUCAUAUUAGUUAAAUAUAUAUUUAUCAUUUAAUUAGUAUAUAGAGUGGUUUUAGACACAGCAGAUUUGAGCAUUCACAAUGCUUCGGCAAAGUAAAAAUCUCUUAUCCCUAAGUAGGUUUAAGGGCCAGUAUGUAUGGAGACCAAAGUGCAGCUCAGCCCCUGAGCGAGCUCUGCAGUAUGUGGCAGGCCAGAAGAUCCAUGGUUUUACCAUCCAAGAGGUGACUCCAGUGCCUGAUCUGUCCCUGACGGCAGUUAAACUCAGUCAUGAUGUCACAGGAGCUCAGUAUCUACACACAGCAAGAGAUGACUCCAAUAACCUCUUCAGUGUGCAAUUCCGUACCACGCCCAUGGACAACACAGGGGUUUCCCACAUCUUAGAACACACGGUUCUGUGUGGCUCUCAGCGCUUCCCCUGCAGAGAUCCAUUCUUUAAAAUGCUGAAUCGCUCUCUCUCCACCUUUAUGAAUGCCUUCACAGCUAGUGACUAUACAAUGUACCCAUUCUCCACUCAGAAUGCCAAGGACUUCCAGAACCUUCUAUCCGUCUACCUUGAUGCUGUCUUCUUUCCCUGCUUGCGAGAGCUGGACUUCUGGCAGGAAGGCUGGCGUUUGGAGAAUGAGCAUCCUACAGACCCAUCAUCUUCAGUGAUGUUUAAAGGAGUGGUUUUCAAUGAGAUGAAAGGAGCUUUUUCGGAUAAUGAACGAGUGUACGCGCAGCACUUGCAGAAUAAGUUGUUACCUGAUCACACAUACUCGGUGGUGUCAGGAGGAGAACCUCUCGCCAUACCUGACCUCACAUGGAAACAACUGAAAUACUUUCAUGCUAUACACUACCAUCCCAGCAAUGCAAGAUUUUUGACCUAUGGUGACAUGCCGUUAGAGCAGCAUCUGAAGCAGAUACAGGAGGAGGCUUUGUGCAAGUUUCAGAGAACAGAAACAAACACUGCAGUACCAGCACAGAGCCGAUGGGACAAGCCAAGGGAAGCUCAUGUGACCUGCAGUCCUGAUACAUUGGCUCCAGAUUCAGCUAAACAGAACACACUGUGUGUCAGCUACCUGCUGGGCGACAUCACAGACACGUUUGAGGCUUUCACUCUGAGUUUUCUCUCUUCCUUGAUGAUCUCUGGUCCGAACUCGCCAUUUUACAAAACGCUGAUUGAACCCAAGAUUGGCACUGACUUCUCUUCUGUUGUUGGGUAUGAUGGCAGUACCAGGGAAGCUUCGUUUAGCAUUGGCUUGCAGGGCAUGGCAGAAGAGGACAUGGAGAAUGUCAAACAGAUCAUUAGCCAAACCAUCGAUGACAUCAUAGAGGCUGGGUUUGAAGAGGAGCGGAUUGAGGCAUUACUGCAUAAGAUAGAGAUUCAGACGAAACACCAGUCUACCAACUUUGGCCUGGCCCUUGCCUCAUAUAUUGCAUCCUGCUGGAACCAUGAUGGAGACCCAGUGCAGUUGCUGAAGAUUAGUGAGAAUGUCUCCAGAUUCAGACAGUGUCUGCAGGACAACCCUCGCUACCUACAGGACAAAGUGAAGCACUAUUUUAAGUUGGUGUUUCAGCACAACACACACAGGCUGACAUUGUCCAUGACCCCAGAUGAACAGUAUCUGGUGAAACGGAACAAAGCAGAGCAAGAAAAACUCCAGCAGAAAGUACAGGCUCUCACUGAUGUUGACUACAAAGACAUCUAUGAAAAAGGUUUACAGUUGCUCUCUGAACACAGCAAAACUCAGGACGCUUCCUGCUUACCUGCCCUAAAGGUGUCUGACAUCGAACCCACCAUACCACACACAUCUUUGCAGAUGGGUGCUGCAGGAGGAGUACCCAUUCAGUACUGUGAACAGCCCACUAAUGGCAUGGUGUAUUUCAGGGCCAUGUGUAACCUCAACACCCUCUCAGAGGACCUCAAGAUCUAUGUCCCCCUCUUCUGCAAUAUUAUCACUAAGUUGGGCUGUGGGAAACUGGAUUAUCGGCAGCAGGCCCAGCGUAUGGAGUUAAAGACUGGUGGCAUGUCUGUGACUCCACAGGUCAUACCAGGCACAGCUGACCUCGACAUGUAUGAACAGGGCAUUCUCCUUACUUCCUCCUGUCUGGAGAAGAACUUGCCUGAUAUGUUUCACCUGUGGAGUGACAUAUUUAACUGUCCUCAUUUUGAUGAUGAAGAGAGGCUGAGAGUGUUGGUGAUGAUGUCAGCCCAAGAGUUGUCCAGUGGGAUUUCAUAUUCGGGUCACAUUUAUGCCAUGACACGGGCAGGGCGAUCGCUCACGCCUACCGCUGAUCUGUAUGAGACCUUCACUGGUAUGGACCAGGUGAGGUUCAUGAAGAGAAUAGCUGAGAUGCCCGAUCUGACAUCAGUUUUAAGGAAGCUACCCAGAAUAAAGAGACACCUCCUGAAUCCAGAUAAUAUGAGGUGUGCAAUUAAUGCUACUCCUCAGAAAAUGGCAGACGCUGCAGUUGAGCUGGAGAAGUUUGUGUGUAGUAUAGCAUCUAACAAGAAGGAGCGGAAGUCUGUCAGAGCAGUUAUUGUUGAGAGACCAUUGGAUCCACAGGCUCCUGCUGGAUCAGUUGCUGGUCGUAACCUUGUCUCUGAGGCUCAUUUUAAGCCAUGUCAGUUGAAGACUUAUUUCGAAUUUCCAUUUCCUGUGAACUUUGUUAGUGAGUGUGUGCGCACUGUUCCCUUGACACAUGAGGAUUAUGCCAGUCUGUGUAUUUUAGGAAGGAUGAUGACUGCAAAGUUUCUACAUGGAGAAAUCCGAGAGAAAGGUGGAGCCUAUGGAGGAGGAGCAAAAAUAGGAGGAGAAGGCCUGUUUACCUUUUACUCAUAUAGAGACCCUAACUGCUUUCAGACCCUGGAAGUGUUUCGCAGUGGUGUGGAGUGGGCUCAAGAUGGUAGGUUCACACAGCAGGAUGUGGAUGAGGCUAAACUGUCCAUCUUCUCCACUGUAGAUGCUCCGGUUGCCCCAUCGGACAAAGGUUUGGGGCUUUUUUUGAAUGGGAUUACUGAUGAAAUGAAACAGGCUCACAGAGAAAGACUCUUUGCUGUCACACACAAAAGCCUUAUAGAUGUGGCUAACCGGUAUCUUGGUAUCGGUCAGAGGACAUGGGGAGCUGCCGUUUUGGGACCCGAAAAUGAGAAAAUUAAAAAGGACCCAUCCUGGAUUGUCAAAUAGGCACAACAAAUUUGUGCUUUGGUACAAGAUUUACUUACAAGAUCAGCACAUGUUCCCGAAUGCUAUAUUUGCAUAUACAUCAACAUGUUGAUGUGAAUUAUAAUUCUUGUUUACUUGUAGUUUGUUGUUACUCUCAUAUAUAUAUGUUGUUACUCUCAUAUAUAUAUAUA